CGAUACUCCUCCGCUCACAUGUCUAUGAAGUGCUCUGCAACUUUGAAAAUGUCUUAAAGCAAGCCGAUAGAUGACUACAGCCUGUUUCGCGGUAAAAUUUAGGCGUAAUAGAAUUACUAGAGUAGAUUUAGCAGCUUCACUUUCCUCAACACGACCAUUAUGUUGCCUUGGAAGAAGAACAAGUUCGAGCUGAUCGAGGAAGACAAGCAGCAGUCCAAGCAGAAGGGCUAUGCCGUGAGCCUCAACUACUCCGCGCUCACCUCCUUCGCCAAAUCUUGCCCAGAAAGCGCGCUCAACAGAGUCGGGAGCAUGUUCAAAUCCAAGAGGAAAAAGGUGAAGAUCACCAACGAGGACCCCACGUACACGGUCUUGUAUCUGGGCAAUGCCACCACCAUCCAGUCCAAGGGGGAUGGAUGCACGGACGUGGCCGUCAGUAAGAUCUGGGGCAAGAGCGAGAUGGGCAAGAACGGCACCAAGAUGAAGCUGACCAUCAGCUCGCAGGGCAUCCGCAUGGUCCACGUCGACGAAAAGGCAAAGAGACCAGGACACCUGUAUUUAUUGCACAGGAUCACCUACUGUGUCGCAGACCCGCGGCUUCCCAAGAUCUUCGCCUGGAUCUACCGGCACGAGAUGAAGCACAAGGCGGUGAUGCUGCGCUGCCACGCCGUGCUGGUGUCCAAGCCGGAGAAGGCGAAGGCCAUGGCGCUGCUCCUCUACCAGACCUCCGCGACAGCGCUGGCCGAGUUUAAAAGACUCAAAAGAAGGGACGACGCCAGGCACCAGCAACAGCAGUUGAUCGGGGAGCAAACGAUUCCCCUGGUGCCCCUGAGGAAGCUGCUUAACGGACAGUGUUACUACAAGCCCCCGGUGGAGCGCAGCAGGAGCGCACCCAAGCUGGGCUCCAUCACGGAGGACCUGAUCGGGGAGGAGGAGGAGGAGAAAGCCAUGCACUUUGAGUGCGAGGAUAUUCUGGACACCGUCAGCGACUGUGUGGCCAACGGCAAGCAAGAACUGUGCCAGAUUAUCAAUGACUUGGGCUCCAUGAGUAUAGGGAACGACGUGCAGAUGCUAAAAGCCGAUCUGAGGGUGACUCGCCUGCUGUCUGGGGAGAGCACAGGCAGCGAGUCUUCCAUAGACAGCAACCAAGAGACCGUUUCUCUUGCCAAUGGCACUGUGGAUAGGAAAAUGCAAGAAGUCGGUUGACCUUUCUUGAAUAUAAUAAAGACACGAUGCUUCGUGGUAAAGAAGAAAAGCGCUUGGGUGCACGAAUGUGCCAUUAAAUCCACUUGACUUGAAAGCGCAACGUUAGGAUUCACGGGGUGUGUUUUAAAACCUAGCGAUCUGCCUACCUAGACAUCAAAUUUGGGCCAAAACUGCUGCUCUCUGUAAAAAAAAAAAAAAAAGUUUAUUAAAAUUUGAUUGCCGCCUGAAGUAAAAUCAAAGUGGUGCCA
This is a messenger RNA of Sinocyclocheilus rhinocerous, 1451 nucleotides long. RefSeq names its product protein FAM43A-like. The transcript has a single exon. The coding region runs from base 160 to 1203 and encodes 347 amino acids. The record is from RefSeq and is a predicted model, not a curated record. NCBI's taxonomy places the organism in Eukaryota, Metazoa, Chordata, Actinopteri, Cypriniformes, Cyprinidae.